Molecule: messenger RNA, 1934 nt
Organism: Polyodon spathula (Mississippi paddlefish)
Lineage: Eukaryota; Metazoa; Chordata; Actinopteri; Acipenseriformes; Polyodontidae
Gene: rasl11b
Product: RAS-like, family 11, member B
Exons: 4
Coding region: 241-960 (239 amino acids)
Molecular function (GO): GTP binding; GTPase activity
Source: RefSeq, a predicted model, not a curated record
GGAGCGCUAUAAAACCUGCCAGAGCCACUGCAGGAACAGAGAGCAUUGAUAGAGACAGUAGAGGGAAUUUGUACAGUAUAAUAUAAACUGGACUAGCACGAUCAUUGAUUGUACCGAACCAGAGGCAUUUAUAUACAUGUACAUGACAUAAUCUGGCCAUACUCGGUUAAGAAACAUCACUUGGAGCCCGCGUGUGAUACAGGAUUGCUGAAGUACUUUAUUUUUCUCCUUUAAGUCCUUAUGAAGAUGCGUCUUAUCCAAAACAUGUCUACUAUUACGGAGUACCCUGCAACCGAAUGCCCUUCUGGAAGGGUGAUUAAAAUAGCCGUUGUCGGUGGGAGCGGAGUUGGAAAAACAGCUCUGGUGGUGAGAUUCCUGACCAGGAGGUUCAUCGGGGAUUAUGAGAGGAACGCAGGUACUUUGUACUCUAGACAAAUCCAGAUUGAUGGCGAACAAGUCGCAAUUCAGGUCCAAGAUACACCAGGUGUCCAGGUCAAUGGACAAAAUCUGAACUGCAACGAACAGGUGAAGAGAUCCAUUCAGUGGGCAGAUGCUAUGGUGCUGGUCUACUCCAUCACAGACUGUAAAAGCUUUGAAAUAAUAAGCCACCUCCACCAGCAGGUCCGCCGCACACAUGCAGACAGCAGAAUUCCCAUCAUCAUUGUGGCAAACAAGGCAGACCUCCUGCACGUCAAGCAGGUGGAGCCACAUCAUGGACAGAAACUCGGUAACAUGCUGGGCUGCACCUUCUAUGAGGUGUCUGCCAGCGAGAACUAUAAUGACAUUUACAACGCCUUCCACGUGCUGUGCAAAGAAAUCGGCAAGCAGCAGGCUCCCGUUAACACAGAAAAGAGGAGGUCUUCCCUCAUUCCCAGGCCAAAAUCCCCCAACAUGCAAGACCUGAAGAGACGGUUCAAGCAGGCUUUGUCUGCCAAAGUGAGGAUUGUGACUUCAGUUUGAAGAGACACACAAAAGGCGUUCCUUGUGGCCAAAAAAGAGAAAAAUGCAGCGAAACUUAAGAGUUUCAUCUUUGAUAUGUAAAAUACUGAUGCUGCAGCAAAGACAAAGGAGAAUGAGUUGCUUAGUCCAAGGAGAAGGGGCUGUAAAGUCUUAAGUGAUGAAUUGGAGGCGCUGUUCAGAGCUUUUGAUCCCACGUUCUGACAAGGUGAUGGAGCAAGUGACUCUUGACCUUGGUGGGAAUAAUGCGCUGUGGAAAUCAGGCACAAAUGCCUUACUUGUCCCAGUAUCUGUAGAUCUCUUGUGACGUCUGUGUAAUGGAGAGAAUAGGAAGCCAAUGAGGGAGGGAAAAUACCAGCCACUGCUGGUUUAAAAUGAUGUGCUUUAAACAGAUAAGUCGGGUUAAGUAUAAACUGUUACCAUUCAGCUAUUGUUUAAACAUUCCCCAUUUGUUUCCAUCACAACUGUGGUUUAAAGUUUAAUGACAAAUCUAAUAUUCUUAGAUAUCUAUUGGUUAAACUGCAUUAUAAGAAAGCGAAGACAAUUGAAACCGUGGUUUUGUAUAAAUGGAGGCAAAUGAGUCACAGUUUUGUGCUUUUUCUUUUCUCGCCUCUUCACUUUUACUCUGAGUGUCCCUGGAAUGAUCAAAGCUAUUGUGUGUGUGUGUGUGUGUGUGUGUGUGUGCAGUCUGUAACCAACUGGAUGUAUUUGUGUUAAAUCCAAUAAUUUUAUCUCUGUUGCAUGUCAAGGGAGUACUACAUUUGUAUGGUUUUUCACAUCCGUUUAAAUGUUUGACAUUACAAUCGGUUAUGUGGGGUAAAGAAUCCCUAAAAGACACCAGGCUCAAAAGCCUUUUAAAUGCACUUUAUGAAGCCUCUAGUCAGUUCUUGCUUUGUGGCUGUAAUUAAUUCACGUUUACAGAGAAUUCCUCCAGAGGAGGAGACACUUUUCAGUUCUGUUUCAAAAUAAAAAAUUUC